AUGCCAACUAAAAGUCAAAGUAUAUACAUGAGUUUUCAGAAUAAUCCAUCCUUCCCUUCUUCUCCCCCAAUUCCAGCAUAUUCCGGCAACUCAUCAGAAUCACUCCUAUUGCCCAAACUGCCGGCACAGUCGAUGUCCUCCACCACCAGUAUAGACCCAUUGGUCGCCGCCGCCAUCUCGAUAUUCGGGACAUCGAUUUCAAUUCUACGCCCUUCUUGGAUACUCUCGAAAUCACACAGUGCAAAGUGCUUGAGCCCAGGCGAUGCUGCCUCGCUCAGCGUCACGUUUCUCGACCCCCAACAAAUAGAAAGGACCAGGCGCCUGAGUAAAGGGCAUCCCGAAGCUAUCUUCUUGAAAAUUCGGCCAUCGACUUGGACUCCCACGAGGAUGAGUGUGCGCAAACGUUUAAACCGCAUGCUCUCGACUUGGCUCAGCCUGCAUUUGUGUAGGUGUAGUUCUUCGAGGGACUCGGCUAAGAAGAAUGCCAAGGGGAGGUCGUAA
Messenger RNA from Striga asiatica, 501 nucleotides. NCBI's taxonomy places the organism in Eukaryota, Viridiplantae, Streptophyta, Magnoliopsida, Lamiales, Orobanchaceae. The record is from the annotation of a GenBank genome assembly.